Messenger RNA from Telopea speciosissima, 2045 nucleotides. Its product is annotated as coiled-coil domain-containing protein SCD2-like. Lineage: Eukaryota; Viridiplantae; Streptophyta; Magnoliopsida; Proteales; Proteaceae. Gene Ontology annotation, biological process: cytokinesis by cell plate formation. Bases 263 to 1945 code for a protein of 560 amino acids. The transcript has 19 exons. The record is from RefSeq and is a predicted model, not a curated record.
GGAGAAGAGAGAUAAAUGUCUACCGCUUUGGACUCCUCGUAGUUCAUAGUCUUCUUGUAGACCUUGGAGACUCCGGAUUCUCAGUCUCUCUCUCUCGGGAGACACCAGUCGCCAUGUCGUCUCAGAUCGGAUGGUGAAGAGGUCCUACAGUUUACGAAUCAAAGCUUUCAUUCCUUCCUCUUUCACUCCAGCGUAGUCCAACAACUUCGCCGACCUCUCAUCUGCAGCAGUCAGAAGUCAGAAAUUGACAAUUGGUAUAGAUAUGGAUCGGAGACGAACCGAAAGUCCGAUAUAUUCCCGGCAGAGGAGCGGCGGUUCUAGCAGCACUGGUUCGUCUUCACCUGCAAGGUCACCCGCUCACCACCAUGCUCGUUCGGCGUCAACGAUGGGUCUUUCCACCAUCAAAAGAACUCAGAACGUCGCAGCAAAAGCUGCAGCGCAGCGACUCGCGCAGGUCAUGGCAUCGCAGACAGCUGACGACGACGACGACGACGAUGACUUAGGCUUCCGAUACAGUGCUCCUCCUCCCUCGUUUUCCAGCACUCUUAACAACAGUAUACCCGCGAUCUCGUCCGCGCGGCCGACUAGAUCCCCGUCGCCUGCGUUAGGUCGGAACUUUGUAGAGCAUACUGCUUCAGUUCGUUCUACCUCAGCUGGACGGCCAUCAAUCUCUGUUCGUUCUACACAAUUGGUACCACCUAGUACUACUAGAACCUCAAUGAGGACCCCAGUUUCCAUACCACCGAUAGAACCUCCUGCAACUAAACAAAGAGAUAAAAGAGGGUUUGUGUCAGAUAUGGGACAUCUUAACUUAAAAGAUUCAGGAAAUCAGCGUGAUGCUUCGGCACUUCAUGACGAGCUUGAUAUGCUACAGGAAGAGAAUGAGAAUAUUCUUGAGAAGCUCCGUCUUGCAGAAGAGAGGUGUGAAGAAGCUGAGGCCAGAGCUAGAGAGCUUGAGAAACAGGUUGCUGCUCUUGGAGAAGGUGUAUCUUUGGAAGCCAAAUUGUUGAGCAGAAAGGAAGCGGCACUGCGUCAAAGAGAGGCUGCUCUUAAAGCCGCAAAACAAUCAAAGGAUGGGAGAGAUGAAGAAGUUGCAGCUCUUCGGUCUGAAGUUGAGAGUGCAAAAGAUGAGGCUGCAGCUGCAGUGGAACAGCUUCGAGAAGUAGAAUCUGAAACAAAAUCUCUUCGCUCAAUGACUCAGAGAAUGAUCUUGACUCAGGAAGAGAUGGAGGAAGUUGUCCUUAAGAGAUGCUGGCUUGCUCGAUAUUGGGGUUUAGCUGUACGACAUGGUAUCUGUGCAGAUAUUGCAGUGUCAAAACAUGAACACUGGUCAUCAUUAGCGCCUCUUCCAUUUGAAGUUGUCAUUUCUGCAGGACAAAAGGCUAAAGAGGAAUCUUGGAUCCAUGGUGAUGUUGAUCCUGAGAAACGGAGCAAACUUGUUCGGGAUUUGAGUGAUCUAACAGCAGAAGGCAAUAUUGAGAGUAUGCUUUCAGUGGAGAUGGGAUUGAGGGAGCUAGCUUCCUUAAAGGUUGAGGAUGCUGUCGUGCUUGCGUUGGCCCAACAUCGGCGUCCAAAUCUGGUUCGACAAUCCGGCUCAGAUCCCAAGUCACCUGGCGAUCCAAAGUUUCUGGAGGCAUUUGAGUUGAGCCAAGAGGAAUCUGAAGAUGUUGCUUUCAAGGAGGCAUGGCUUACAUAUUUCUGGAGACGAGCCAAAGCCAAUGGAGUUGAGGAGGAUAUUGCUGAUGAAAGACUCCAAUCCUGGAUCAGUCGUAGCAACCAAUCACCUACUUCCCAUGAUGCCAUUGAUGCUGAGAGAGGCUUGCUGGAGCUGAGUAAGCUGGGGAUUGAGCAGCAAUUGUGGGAGGCAUCUCGUAAGGAGAUCGAACAAAUGUCAUCCAUCCCUGUAAACGGCCACAAGCCCAUAGCUGAUUCAGAAAGAUCUUGACUAUGGCCAUGCUAAGAUGUUCUUGUAACCUUUGAAGUUUUCACUGCGAUUUUCGGAGUGCCUGAGAAGUGGGGUUUUGUAUAGUGAACUGGAUAUCAAG